AUGGGAAAGAUCAUUUUUUACGAGGACAGGGAUUUCAAAGGCCGUAGUUAUGAGUGUAGCAGUGACUGCACAGAUCUGCACUCCUAUUUCAACCACUGCAACUCCAUCAGAGUGGAAAAUGGUUGCUUCAUGAUCUAUGAAAGGCCAAAUUACAUAGGUCAACAGUAUUUCAUGAAAAAAGGUGUCUAUCCUGACUACCAGAGUUGGAUGGGUACCAGCAGCAGUAUCAGAUCCUGUCGCAUAAUUCCACAGUACAGGGGCUUAUACAGACUAAGACUCUAUGAAAAACCUGACUUCAUUGGUCACAUGAUGGAGUUCAUGGAUGAUUGUUCCUGUGUGUCGGAUCGCUUCCAUCACCGGCAUGUUUACUCCUGUAAAGUGAUGAAUGGCUACUGGAUCUUCUAUGAGUAUCCCAAUUACAGAGGCAGACAGUACUUCCUGAAACCAGGAGAUUACAGACGAUAUCGUGAUUGGUGCGCUACUUGUUCCAUCGUAGGUUCUUUCAGACGCAUCACUGAUUUUUAAGUAUUUUUCUAUUUAAUAAAAAAUAUUCUUUCCAUUAUAUAAAUCCAUGUUAUAUGAUUUGUUUGCUUUUCAACAAAUAGUUAGAAUAUUGAAUGGCAAGCAUGAUGAGUAUCUAAAG
Molecule: messenger RNA, 643 nt
Organism: Tachysurus fulvidraco (yellow catfish)
Lineage: Eukaryota; Metazoa; Chordata; Actinopteri; Siluriformes; Bagridae
Product: gamma-crystallin M2-like
Exons: 3
Coding region: 1-525 (174 amino acids)
Biological process (GO): lens development in camera-type eye; visual perception
Molecular function (GO): structural constituent of eye lens
Source: RefSeq, a predicted model, not a curated record